AUGGAGGUUGCUACGUUCAAUGCGCAGAAGGACGUGGAAUGGCCCCGCUGCAUCCCGAGCAUACCGGAGCUUACGGUCCAGGAGAUCUUAUACAUGGACGACUCUCUCAUAUGGAGCGGGUCCAAAUCAGACACACAGAAGAAGUACAACAUCCUUCGCCGACACCUUGCAGAAUGGGGUUUAUCCCUAAACACGGACAAAACGAAGUACUAUGCAAGCACACACAGCACCGAAAAAGGGCCCAUCGAGCUAGAAGGUUGCUUGAUCUACCCGGCCCCUUCGCUGGAAGUAUUUGGCAUACCCCUGGAAGUCCCACUCAGACCCACCAAGCUGAUGGACACAGCCCUGACAAAGGCGCAGAACAAAUUCUUUGCUAACAAGGAGCUCUUCCUGGCCCGUGGUCCCCUAGCCAAAAAGCUUACAGUCUUCCAGAGUGUGGUCGCAGGGGCGGCGCUUUGGUAUUGCCCGGCCAUCAGUCCCACAGUGCAGGCCAUGGGUGCCCUCAACGCAUGCCAACUUGAGCUGGUAGCCAAGCUGGCCAGAAUCAAGCGAAUUGGGGGUACAGAGGGCAUGUCAGCAGAAGCUUUCAGCGGACAUUCCCACCAGCUAGUUCCAUCCUGCAGAGAUGCAGAGACCGAGACUGGUGGCAACGACAGAGGAGUCUACUACCCGUACUUACACAACGACGAAGCGCGGGUCAUACGAACCUGCCACAACCAGGAGUGGCAUGAA
Molecule: messenger RNA, 732 nt
Organism: Symbiodinium necroappetens
Lineage: Eukaryota; Dinophyceae; Suessiales; Symbiodiniaceae
Source: the annotation of a GenBank genome assembly